Molecule: messenger RNA, 876 nt
Organism: Momordica charantia (bitter melon)
Lineage: Eukaryota; Viridiplantae; Streptophyta; Magnoliopsida; Cucurbitales; Cucurbitaceae
Source: RefSeq, a predicted model, not a curated record
UGUGCCAUCCCUCGCCCAUCAACUUUUUUCUCUGUUCUUCCUUUUUACUCAUUGUUUACAAUUCUUUCUCCCAUUUCCCUCUUUUUUUUUUAGAUGGGAAUAUUUGCAGAGCCAUUUCUUGGACCCUUUCUGGUCAUCUUCUUUGUUUUGAUCUCUGCGUUUGGAGCUUUGUCUGAGGGCUCCAAAAUCAGACACCAUCGAUGGGAGGUUGAGUACAUGUUUUGGUCCCCGGACUGCGUUGAAAACGUCGUUAUGGGAAUCAACCACCAGUUCCCCGGCCCGACGAUCAGAGCCAAUGCAGGCGACACCGUCGUUGUCGAGCUUACCAACAAGCUCCACACCGAGGGCGUCGUCAUUCACUGGCAUGGGAUACUUCAGCACGGAACUCCGUGGGCUGAUGGCACUGCUUCCAUCUCGCAAUGCGCCAUCAACCCCGGCGAAACCUUCGUCUACCGAUUCGUAGUUGACAAGGCGGGAACGUUCUUCUAUCAUGGCCAUUUAGGAAUGCAAAGAUCUGCAGGACUAUAUGGAUCUCUAAUAGUAGAUCCAGCAGAAGGAGAGAAAGAGCCAUUCCAUUAUGAUGAAGAGAUUAACUUAUUGCUUAGUGACUGGUGGCAUCAGAGCGUUCAUAGACAAGAGGUCGGCCUCAGUUCCAUCCCGUUUCGUUGGAUCGGCGAACCCCAGAGCUUGCUGAUAAAUGGGAGAGGUCAAUUCAAUUGUUCAAUUGCAGCCAAAUAUAACAACACAUUGCAGCAAUGUGCGUUGAAAGGGAGUGAACAAUGUGCACCAUUUAUCCUCCGUGUCCUUCCCAAUAAGAUCUACCGUAUUAGAAUUGCCAGCACCACAGCAUUGGCUUCUCUCAACUUCGCCAUUGGG